AGCGGAGUCACUGCAAACUUGGCAGGAGACGAAGCCCUAGCUGUUUACCGAGGCGCGUGUCACACCGGCAUACAAAGUGACCUCGCACCGCGUCUUUAUAUCCCGUCACGGUGCGCCUCGGGAGCCCCGGUGUCACUGCGCUCGGGGAAGAUUAAACUUUUUCCUGCUCUGGCGAUUGGCAGCGGGACAUAUGAUAGUUUCCAACAUCUGUAUGGUCUGAAACAAAGACGCGUCUCUGCGAGAGAGAAACUUAAGUGGCUUCAGUGGUCUAGAGAUCAGUGAGAUGCAGUGAGGGGCUGCAUGACACUUUUUACUCUGUUGUGUUACACUUAUGGCUGGGCUUGUGGACUCCUAUGAAGACCUCAGAAACUCAUAAUUAUAAGGACAAUGGAUAACUUUUUCACUGAGGGUUGUCGUGUGUGGCUCUGGGUGGAGGAUCAUUAUGUCCCCAGUACCGUGGACUCAUGCUCUGGUGGAGUGGUGGUCUUUAACACCGACUAUGGACAGGUGUACACCUACAAACAGAAUGCUGUCAGCAGGCAGAGGGUUUACCCAAUGCACAGCAGCAGUAUUAAUGGGGUCGAGGACAUGGCAACCCUACAGGACCUGCAUGACGGGGCCAUUCUACACAAUCUGCAGCUCCGCUACAUACAGAAGAGCAUAUAUACAUACAUCGGCUCUAUUUUAGCAGCAGUAAACCCUUAUCAGAGCCUGUCAGGUCUGUAUGAUGCCACAGCCAUAGAACGAUACAGUCGACAUCACCUGGGCGAAAUUCCUCCUCACAUCUACGCCAUUGCUAACGAGUGCUACAGAUCCCUGUGGAAGCGCUCCAACAACCAGUGUGUGCUCAUCAGUGGGGAGAGUGGAGCAGGUAAAACUGAGAGCACAAAGAUGAUUCUGCGCUUUCUGUCUGCAAUGAGUCAGCAAAGUGUGGCGCUAUCAACUACAAAAAGAGCAUCAUCACAUGUAGAAGAAGCAAUUCUGGAGAGCAGUCCAAUAAUGGAGGCGUUUGGAAACGCUAAAACAGUUCAUAAUAACAACUCUAGUCGCUUUGGGAAAUUCGUCCAGCUUCAUUUCAGCCAGCAUGGAAACAUCCAGGGAGGAAGAAUCACAGACUACCUUUUAGAAAAGAAUCGCGUUGUGCGUCAAAAUCCUGGGGAAAGAAAUUAUCACAUAUUCUACGCUCUGCUGGCCGGAACCAGCGCAGAACAAAAGGAGUCGUUCUCCCUUUCCCCUCCGGAGGGCUUUCAUUAUCUGGGUCAGUCAGGAUGUGUGAAGGACAAAGCCAUUAAUGACACUGAGACUUUUCAGGAAGUGCUGAAUGCUCUGAGGACAAUGCAGUUUGGAGAAGAGAACGUUAAGGAGGUGUUGAGGCUCCUUUCAGGAAUCUUGCAUGUGGGAAACAUUGAGUUUUUAACGGCAGGUGGAGCACAGGUCUGCUCUAAAUCAGCUCUCAGUAAAGCUGCAGAUCUUUUGGGGUUGGAUUGUGCACAGCUGGCUGAAGUUUUGACCCACAGAUCAAUGAUCCUCAGAGGGGAAGAAAUCAGCACACCUCUCACUGUAGAGCAGGCGGUGGACUCGCGGGACUCUAUGGCGAUGGCUCUCUACUCUCAGUGCUUUACUUGGAUCAUUCGUAAAUUGAACAACCGUAUCAAUGGCAGUGAAGACUUCCGAUCCGUCGGCAUCCUGGACAUCUUCGGGUUUGAGAAUUUUGAGGUGAACCGGUUUGAGCAGUUUAACAUUAACUAUGCAAAUGAGAAGCUGCAGGAGUAUUUCAACAAGCACAUUUUCUCACUAGAGCAACUUGAGUACAACAAAGAAGGGCUGGUCUGGGAUGAUGUCAACUGGAUGGACAAUGGAGAGUGCCUUGACCUUAUAGAAAAGAAGUUGGGUUUGCUCGCUCUCGUGAAUGAGGAGAGUCAUUUUCCUAAAGGCACUGAUGGCACAUUGUUGGAGAAACUCCAUAGCCAGCAUUCUAGGAAUCAGUUCUACGUCAAGCCUCGUGUUGCAGUUCAUCAGUUUGGAAUCAAGCAUUAUGCAGGAGAGGUUGUGUAUGAUGUCAGAGGAAUCCUAGAGAAGAACAGAGACACUUUCAGAGAUGAUAUUCUCAACUUACUCAGGGAGAGCAGGUUGGAUUUUGUGUAUGAUCUGUUUGAGCGAGUGAACACCUGGACUGGACAGGACACAGUCAAGUGCGGCUCAAAGUAUCGCAGACCUACUGUUAGUUCCCAAUUUAAGAAUUCAUUGCAUUCCCUGAUGUCCAAUCUCAGUGCCUCCAAUCCAUUCUUUGUACGCUGCAUUAAACCCAACAAUUGCAAGAUGCCCAAUCAGUUUGAACAGUCUGUAGUCCUCAACCAACUCAGAUAUUCUGGGAUGCUGGAGACGGUUAAAAUAAGACGUUCUGGGUUUCCCGUUCGGAGGACGUUCAAGGAUUUCUGUUCCAGGUACUAUGUGUUGAUGAGGGGUUUGGCUUUGUCAGAUGACCCUAAGGGGCGGUGCCUCCUCCUCCUGCAGGUCUAUGACAACAGCAGUGCUGAAUGGCAGCUGGGAAAAACCAAAGUGUUCAUGAGAGAAAGUUUGGAGCUGCGGUUAGAGAAACAAAGAGAAACAGAAGUGCUCAAAGCGGCUUCAAUUAUUCAAGCACAUAUACUGGGUUACAGAGCACGGAGGCAGUACAGGCGGUUGUUGCAGUGCAUUGUUGUCAUUCAGAAAAACUAUCGAGCACUGUAUUGGCGGCGGCGCUUCCAGAUGAUGCGCUGGGCCACCAUCACCCUACAGAAGAGGCUUAGAGGGCAAAGGGCACGACAGCUCUACAUUCACCUUCUAGAGGAAAAGAGGAAGAGGGAAGAAGAAGAGGAGAAGAGACGUAGAGAAGAGCAGGAGGCGCUAGAGAGAGAGAGACAACGCAUGGAGCUGGAGCUCCUAGCACAAGCAGCAGAGGAAGCUCGAAGACUGGAGGAAAAAAAUAAAAAUGAGCAGAUUCAAAAUUUGUUAACUGAGAGUCCCACACCAGACAGUAUUGAACCAGAGAGUAGCCCACUUCAGAACAGCCCACCUGAGAGCCCUGUUCCCAUCUCUAUAGCAGAGAAGGCACUGGUGGAGCAGGUGUUUGAAGAGGUGUUUGAGGGAGAGACGAACCAGGCAUCGCAGGUGGAGGAGAUCUUGCGUUUGGAGCGUGAGAUUGAAGGCCUGCGGCGACAGAAAGAAGCUCAAGAGCAGAGUCUAACCGCGCAGUCGUUGCAUCGCCUGCAGUGGCUGCGUGAUCAGGAGCUGCGCAGGUUAGAAGAGGAGGCCUGCAAAGCUGCACAGCAGUUCCUCACGUCACUCAACUUCGAUGAGAUCGACGAAUGUGUGCGUAACAUAGAGAGCUCUCUGGGAGGAUCUGGAGGCUCACAGCAUGAGGUAGCCAGAGGAGAGGAAGAUGAGGUGGAUGAAGGCCUGGGAGUGGACGAAGAUGGUUUUAAAGACUCUCCUAACCCUAGCGAGCAUGGCCACUCUGAUGGACAGCGCACCAGUGGAAUCCGCACCAGCGAUGAUUCCUCAGAGGAGGAUCCUUAUGCAAACGACCGUAUGCCUCUGCCCCCUGCCGCACCUCUCAUCAUACCCUCAACCUAUCAUGCUCCGCCCUCCAGCAGUGGCUCCACCUACUCUCACGCUGUACAGGAAGAGGAGGCGGAGCUAAUCCCUCCCGAUGAGGAUUCAGAUUAUGAUGCAGAUGAUUAUGAUGAAGGAGGCAUCAUCAUGCGGCCUCCCAGCCUUCCGCCUCACAAUGACCACUGGUCACGUGACAACCGCAGCUCUUUAGCAACCAGCACCAGUGUCAGCUCAGGAGCGUAUCGCUUCAGCUCAGAGGGGCCGCAAUCUUCUUUUGAGGACAGUGAAGAUGACUUCGACAGGUUUGACACUGACGAUGAAUCAUCUUACCGGCGGGAUUCUGUCUACAGUUGUGUGACUCUCCCCUACUUCCACAGUUUCCUUUAUAUUAAAGGUGGCCUGUUGAACUCCUGGAAGCGUCGCUGGUGUGUGCUGAAGGAUGAAACAUUUCUGUGGUUCAGGAGCAGACAGGAGGCACUUAAGCAGGGCUGGCUGAUGAAAAAGGGUGGAGGAUCCUCUACACUCUCACGUCGCAACUGGAGACGCCGCUGGUUUGUCCUGCGACAGAGCAAACUCAUCUACUACGAGAACGACACAGAAGAGAGGAUGAAAGGCAUGCUGGACAUGCAUGAAGCCAAAGAGAUUAUUGACAUAACAGGGAAGGAGAAUGGGAUUGACAUUGUCAUGCCAGGAAGAACAUACCACCUUGUUGCAGAAUCUGCAGAAGAUUCCAGUCAUUGGUUCAGCGUGUUGAGUCAGGUGCACAUGUCGACAGAACAGGAAAUUCGAGAGAUGCAUGAUGAACAAGCAAAUCCUCAAAAUGCUGUGGGCACUCUGGAUGUGGGAAUGAUUGAUUCUGUAUGUGCCUCUGACAACCCAGAAAGGCCAAAUGCCUUUGUUAUAAUCACAGCCCAUCGUGUGCUACAUUGCAUGGCUGAAUCAGCAGAAGAAAUGCAUCACUGGAUUACACUGCUCCAACGCACAAAAGGAGACACACGUGUGCAGGGACAAGAGUUCAUCAUCAGGGGUUGGCUGUAUAAAGAGAUUCGGGGCAGUAGUCGUGGGAAUCUUAAGUUGAAGAAGCGCUGGUUUGUGCUGACUCACAAUUCUGUGGACUAUUAUAAAAGCUCAGAGAGAAAUGCUCUUAAACUGGGCUCUUUAGUGCUUAACAGCCUCUGCUCCGUGAUCGUUCCUGAUGAGAGAGUCUUCAGAGAGACUGGCUACUGGAACGUGAGCGUGUUUGGUCGUAAGCAUUCGUAUCGGCUGUACUCUAAGCUGCAAACUGAGGCUACUCGAUGGGCCAGCGCUGUACAAACCGUCAUCGACAGCAAACCACUCAUUGAUACACCCACACAGCAACUUAUACAGGACAUCAAGGAGAAUUCUCUGAAUUCGGAAGUGGUGGAGCAGAUUUACAAAAGGAACCCAAUACUGCGUUACACACACCAUCCUCUACAUACAGCCCUCCUGCCUUUACCCUAUGGAGAUGCACAGCAAAGCUCCGACAAAGGGAGAAGUUACGGUACGCUGCAGGCUGAGGCCCUCAAGCUCUUCAAUGUUCUUCAUCAGCUAGAGACGGAGGACAAUCCCAUUCCUCACAUCCAGGGGCUCCUGCAGACGGCUCAUGACCUACGACCCCUAAGAGAUGAACUCUUCUGCCAGCUCAUCAAACAGACAACACACCACUCAAAGCCUGCUGGUCCCGCCCACAUUUGUGGCUGGCGAAUCAUAGCCUGCAUGUGCUGCACCUUUAGCCCCGCCUCCAGAAGUAUUCUCAAAUACCUGAAAUUUCACUUCAAGAGGACACGAGAGCUGUACCCAGGCACUGAAAUGGAACGGUAUGCCGCCUUUUCCCAAGAAGCAUUGCGGCGUGUACGUGGACGCGAAUACGUUCCUUCACAGGAGGAGCUGAGGGCCAUAUUGAGCAGACAAGAAAUGACAUCCACAGUUUACUGCCACGGUGGCGGGUCCUGCAAAAUCACCAUUAACUCACACACAACUGCAGGAGAGGUGGUUGAGAAGCUGCUGAAGGGUCUGUCAAUGGAGGACUGUAAGAACAUGUUCGCUUUGUUUGAACAUAACGACACUACAGACCGAGCCAUAGAAAGCAGGACUGUGGUGGCCGACGUCCUCGCUAAGUUUGAAAAGUUGGCAAAUAAAGGACAGGAAGGAGAGGGCUGGAAGUUUUAUUUCAAGCUCUUCUGUUUCUCAGAGCCUGAGACCGUUCCUGCUGAUAGUGUGGAGUUUGCAUUCAUGUUUGAACAGGCUCAUGAAGCUGUCAUUAGGGGUCAGUAUCCGGCUCCAGAAGAGACUUUGCAGUUUCUGGCUGCUCUUCGGCUCCAGUACCUUUUGGGAGACUAUACUACCCAGAGUUCCUUGCCUGAGUUAGAGCAGGUGUUCCCUAUGGACCGCCUGCGUGCUCGAGUACAGCAAUCCGCAAGGUGCUUUGCAUCUGGCACUCCAUCCACAGAAAGAAAGAGGGGUAGUUUUCUGGAAGGCACGCUGAGGCGGAGCUUCCGGGGGUCACUGGGGCGACAGCGCCAAGGGGAGGGGCCUGGGGCCAUAGAGGCGUGGCUACAAGAUGAAAAGGCGGGGCUGAGAAGUUGCUUAGUGGAGAAAUGGCGUAAACUGCAGGGAAUGGAACAGGACCAAGCUAUGAAAAAAUACAUGAGUCUCAUCAGGGAGUGGCAGGGAUAUGGAUCAACUCUCUUUGAUGUGGAGUGUGUAGACAGUGUGUAUCCUGGAGAGCUGUGGUUGGGCGUAAGUCGUAAGGGAGUGUGUGUGUAUAAACGUGGGGAGGCGUGGCCUUUGGAGGUGUUUACCUACGAGGUCAUUCUGUCCUUCGGUGCUCCGCAGCCUAACAUCUACAAGAUCAGCGUGGAGGGACGAGAGCUGCUCUUCAGCACAAACAUGGUAGUGGACAUCGCAAAGCUCAUGAAAGCUUACAUCAGUCUAAUAGUGAAGAAACGUUUCAGCACUUGUCAAUCCAUCAGCAGCCACGGCAGCAACUGGUGAUCUCUUACCCCUGACAGACACUUUUCAUAAAUGUGCCUUUAAGGUUAAGCGUCAGCAAACGGGACAUUUAAGUACGAACUCGCAAAAAAGAGUGUGACCCUUUAAUGCUGAGUGCAAAGGAGCCAAAGACAAUGAGACACUUUCAUAACAGACACUAUCAUGUUCCCACAGACACACAUAUUGAGUUGUGCUUGAAACUGUGCCACACAUAUAUGGCUGUUCACUGAGCCCCAUUUACGUUGUAUUCACAUUUUAAGUCCAGUUGCAUUUCUUUGGAAUUCUGCAGGCGGAAAAUCCAGUCUGAAAUAACCAGCACUCAAAUCCAGUGCCUUUAAAAAACACACACCAAAAUACACACACGUGCAAACACACACACAGAGUGCCCUUUAUGUCUGUUUUAUAUGUGCAAUGUUUAUAAUGUAUGUUAUAUAUUUCUGAGGAGCUGUAUAUUUUAUAAACCUUUUCUGUUGAGCUGCAGGAUUGUGAUAAUACUAUUGGAUUUACUCCCUCUGGUCCUGUUAUUUUUCUACUGUAAGCCUAUAAAAACACUAAAACAACAGGAAAAUCAUGUCAUCAAUCAUUUUGUAUCUUUACUGUGCAUUAGUUUAUUGGCAAUAAAUAUAACAAAAUUCAAA
Messenger RNA from Labeo rohita (rohu), 7244 nucleotides. It is a transcript of the gene myo10, whose product is annotated as myosin X. Gene Ontology annotation, cellular component: cytoskeleton; myosin complex. The record is from RefSeq and is a predicted model, not a curated record. Bases 388 to 6609 code for a protein of 2073 amino acids. NCBI's taxonomy places the organism in Eukaryota, Metazoa, Chordata, Actinopteri, Cypriniformes, Cyprinidae. The transcript has 41 exons. Gene Ontology annotation, biological process: signal transduction. Gene Ontology annotation, molecular function: cytoskeletal motor activity; ATP binding; protein binding.